This is a messenger RNA of Dioscorea cayenensis subsp. rotundata (Guinea yam), 1498 nucleotides long. Its product is annotated as nudix hydrolase 14, chloroplastic-like. Gene Ontology annotation, biological process: ribose phosphate metabolic process; nucleoside phosphate metabolic process. NCBI's taxonomy places the organism in Eukaryota, Viridiplantae, Streptophyta, Magnoliopsida, Dioscoreales, Dioscoreaceae. The record is from RefSeq and is a predicted model, not a curated record. Gene Ontology annotation, molecular function: ADP-ribose pyrophosphatase activity; ADP-glucose pyrophosphatase activity.
AUACAGCAAGGAUCCCAUUCUGAAGCCUGAAGAUUUAACCUCCAGAUACAAGCCAUAAAAGAACUCUUCGCUGAGAUAGAUAAUCCUUCUUUACAUUCUAUUCCAUCGAGCUGAAAUCGGCCCCUCUUCUUUAGCUUUUCAUCGCCUUAAUCAUCAUGAAUUGUCCCUGUUUCACUUUGGUAGGGAGCUCCCCAAGUAGCUGAUGAAGAAUCUUAGAACUAAUGGCUUUGUAUGCUAAAUGUUUUCUGUUGUUGCUUUGUCUUUGUGUUCUACUACCAUUUUCUGUUUUCAUUAUUCAGUGAUUUGUUUGUAAUAAAAUAGCUCUGUGAACAUUUUCUCUAAUAAAAAAAAAAAAAAAACCGAUGCUAACGCGUGCGUACCAGCGCGGCGCUGGGUUCCUUUUCGCUCAUGGCCUCAUCCCUCCAAUGAACAACAGCAAUAGCUCCACUAGAUCCCCUGUUUUUAUGUCGUCAUCUCGCUGUGAAGCCCCUUCCGUCCCACCGACUCACACCAUCACCCUCGCCGGUGGACACCACGUCCAGAUCGUUGCAUCCCCUGGGCUCUCGGAGUCCGAUCUCAGGAAUGCUGUUGAUUCGGCUUUGUUCAAAAUCUGGUUGAAGAAUAUGCAAAGUGAAACAGGAAUUUUAGCUGGUGGAGAGAUAAGUUUGAGACAAGUGCUCAUCCAGGGUGUGGAUAUGUUUGGAAGAGGUGCUGGAUUUUUAAAAUUUAAAGCAGAUGUCGUCGACAAGGAGACAGGAAUGAAGAUUCCAGGUAUUGUGUUUGGUGGCCAAUCUGUUGCAGUUCUGGUUAUUUUGGAGUCAGGAGGGAAGGAUUAUGUAGUUCUUACUGAACAGGUUAGAGUUCCUGUAGGAAGAUUUACUCUGGAAUUACCAGCUGGGAUGCUGGAUGAUGACGGAGGUGAUGUUGUUGGUGCAGCUGUUCGUGAGGUUGAAGAGGAGACUGGCAUAUGCUUGAAACUUGAGGCUAUGGUUAAUCUGACAUCAUUUCUUGACCCAAAAACUGGUUGCAAGAUCUUUCCUUCUCCGGGUGGAUGUGAUGAAGAACUGAGUCUGUUCCUUUAUAGAGGGUGUGUAGAGGAAGAAAUUAUCAACUCAUUGCAGGGAAAGGAGAUGGGUCUUCGUGAUCAUGGUGAGUUGAUCAAGGUACAUGUAGUUCCUUAUGAUAAACUUUGGCGUAUGACUGCAGAUGCGAAGGCCCUCGCCGCUGUUACUUUAUAUGAAAUGGCCCAGAGAAAUGGUUUUCUUCCUCUAAGAAGAUUGUCAUGAUGACAGGCUUUAUAGCGCUCACUACUUUUUCUUUUGGGGUUGCACACUUCAAAACUUUUUUAGAAUUUUAUCUGUUUGUUAGGAAGUUUGCUCACAAACAAUUUUUGUAUCCAUUGCCUUGAUAGGGUGUGCAUACCCACUUCAGUUUGCAACUGUGAAAUUGUUGUUUUACCCACUAUAUAUGAACUUCUAUGAUGUGAACUUAGAAAACA